Molecule: messenger RNA, 1680 nt
Organism: Sinocyclocheilus anshuiensis
Lineage: Eukaryota; Metazoa; Chordata; Actinopteri; Cypriniformes; Cyprinidae
Product: Krueppel-like factor 4
Exons: 5
Coding region: 217-1473 (418 amino acids)
Biological process (GO): regulation of transcription by RNA polymerase II
Molecular function (GO): RNA polymerase II cis-regulatory region sequence-specific DNA binding; DNA-binding transcription factor activity, RNA polymerase II-specific
Source: RefSeq, a predicted model, not a curated record
CCCUGCGCGCAUCGGACGAGUCACUCGAGUCCAGACACCGGACAGCUCGCGAUAGGGAAUCCCCGAGUAGCGAAACCGAGCCGAAGCUGGUUUGAAUGGCCGGUUCCGUCAGCAUGGCACGGGGACGCGUCUGAUGCGCUCUUUGCUCCGCGCUCGCAGUAUUAACGGCUGUAAUAAAGACUCCCAUCAAGGAUUGACUGGACGUGUUUUCCACUGAUGAGGCAGCCAGCGAGUGAGUUUGACAGCAUGGCACUGAGCGGCACGCUUUUGCCGUCUAUUUCCAGAUUUGCGAGCGACGCAGAUGUGAAGCACAAGGCAAUGACGAGACCUGGAACUGCCAGUUUAAGAUGGAAGGAGGAGAUUUCUCACCUGAAAUGCCCCUGCAUGUCUACAGGUGGGACCUGCACUGACCAGGACGUCCCUUCCGUAAUGACCAAGAAGGAGCCAGAAGAGCUGGACCUGUUGGACUAUGAUUUUAUCCUGUCGAACAGCAUGCUUCAACAACAACAACAACAACAACAGCAGCAGGAGGCCUCAAUGGCCAGCACCUCCAGAACUCUUCCGCCUUCCGCUACGCCCUACCCCUAUCCGAUGCCCUCUCCUCAGGGACAAGAGUCCAGCAUGUUGUACAACAUCCCGGACAUCAGCGACGUAUCUCCCUCGGGAGGUUUUGUCGCCGAGUUGAUGAGGCCGGAGCUGGAUCCUGCGUAUCUUCAGCCCACGAGCCUCCACGGAAGGUUUGUGGUGAAGACCACCAUGGACAUGAACGAUUACAGCCAAGGGCUUAGUAAGGGAGGCUCAAUGUCGGACUCUUCCUCCUUGCCGUUUGCAUGUCCUAGGAUAAAGCAGGAGCAUCCUAGCACUUGCGGCAUCACCCGACCGAUGGAUCUCCAUCUGGGGGUGAACUCGCGGCAUGGAGUCAGCCAGAGACCGCUGCUGGAGCCUCAAGGUUUCAGCACGGCCCGAAGGCCCAUGGGGCCCAGUAGCUCUUCCACUUCCUCUCUGUCUCCGGACGAGCAUCCUCAAGCUCAGGUUCUAGGGCCCCCUCCGAUCUCCCUGGCCCCGGAAUAUCACCCCUCGCCGGGUUAUUCUGGCUUUCCGCAGCCUCCCGCCCAGUCAAUGCAGUACCAAGAGCUGAUUUCUCCAGCCGAGGGUUUGCCUGAAGAGUCCAAGCCCAAGCGGGGUCGGCGCUCCUGGCCGAGGAAGCGGACAGCGACGCACACGUGCACCUACGCAGGCUGUGGCAAAACAUACACCAAGAGCUCCCAUCUCAAAGCCCACCACAGGACUCACACAGGAGAAAAGCCGUAUCACUGUGACUGGGAGGGAUGUGGCUGGAAAUUCGCCCGUUCGGACGAGCUCACGAGGCAUUACAGAAAGCACACGGGCCAUCGGCCGUUUCAGUGCCAGAAAUGCGACCGAGCCUUUUCCCGGUCCGACCACCUCGCGCUGCACAUGAAACGCCAUCUAUAACCAAGACUGGAAGACCCCCCAAAAAAGUCAAGAUACUAGUGGACUAGCGAACCAUGUGUUGUCUUUGAACAAGAGUCAGUGAAACUAGAGCUCCAUGACAAGCUGUGUUGUCCACAGCAUCAGGGUUGGGACUUUUCGUGUUCGUUUUGUUUAUUUUUUAAGUUGGCCGAGAGAGCUCAACGCGCUACAAAUGAAAAAACACAUGCA